Penicillium diatomitis is the source of this 2091-nucleotide messenger RNA. Its product is annotated as fungal specific transcription factor domain-containing protein. The coding region runs from base 1 to 2091 and encodes 696 amino acids. Gene Ontology annotation, biological process: DNA-templated transcription. NCBI's taxonomy places the organism in Eukaryota, Fungi, Ascomycota, Eurotiomycetes, Eurotiales, Aspergillaceae. The record is from RefSeq and is a predicted model, not a curated record. The transcript has 4 exons. Gene Ontology annotation, molecular function: DNA binding; zinc ion binding.
AUGCCUGCGACGACAUCACAGGAGGAGAAUGUCUCUUCUUCGCAGCUGAAACAUGAGCCCACAGUCCAAAGAUACGAUUUUAGUGUGCCUGAGGGCCUCCCCCGGCAUCAAUCUCAGCGUCUACUGACUUGUGACCUCAACGGUAUGAAUAUUUUCGGAGGGCCGACCAAUGACUCUGGCAACCAUGAAGCACAAGUGCCCGACACACUCCUUGGCAUCGCAUCAUAUUGUGAUUCAAUUUCACCGAAUCGAGAGGUUUUGUUCACCUUUCAGCCCUACCUACGUGCCCCGAAGCUUCGUCGGUUGAACCUAUCGGAUCAGUCAUUUCUCGAGUCCCAGAAAUGUCUCCAUGUGCCUGCCGGUGUCAUACUGGAGACUUUGAUCACACGGUAUUUUCUCUACGUGCAUCCUUGUUUGCCAGUGAUCAAUGAGGCAGAAUUCUGGGCGAUGAUCGGCGACCAGUCGUCGUCAGUUUCAUCGUUUUCAUUAUUGGUAUUCCAGGCGAUGAUUUUCGCGGCUUGCAGUGUAUGUGUGACCCAGUUCCACGUGAGGGCUGUGAGGAACGUGUGUGGCCUGAUAUAUAAGAAUCUCAGUACAUUUCUCUCGAUGACGCGAAGACCUGGGGAGCUGGAUCCAUCCUGGAGAUGCGAAACUCCUUUUAUCGACGAGCAAAGGUACGACCAAGACAAUAACAAAUCGCAAGACUUUCUGCCAAGGCAUAGGAAAGCAUUUGAUAAGCUACUUUACGACUUUGGCGUUGAGGAAGACCAUCUUCGUAUUUCACAAGCCUUGACUCUCCUGACGUAUCAAAGUUCGGGGACCGAUCAUCUCAGCAAUAGCACCUGGUUAGGGCUCGCAAUCCAACAAGCUCGCUUGGCCAACGCUCACCUUUACUAUCGGUGUCCACCUAAAGCGAAAUACAAACGUUCCGACCUCAAACGCCUAUGGUGGUGCAUAAUGAUUCGUGAUCGGAUAAUCUCCUUGGGCAUGCGCCGGCCACUUCAAAUACCACCCACGCAAUUCGAUAUCAUGACACGAGAUCCGUUAGAGAUCGAUGAUCUCUCAGACGAAAUUCACACUUCCAGAGUGUACGAUGCCGAUACUAAGCGAGUACUCUGUCGAAUCAUGACAAGCCUGUGCCAACUUGUUUCAUCAUUAACAAGUCUUAUCGAUGCGCUUUAUCCCCUCGAUCCAUUUCCAGAUUGCCAUGCGAGUCAAGGCGCGAGUAUUGCCUCUAUCGACGACAUCCAGGCCCGACUCAAGCAUUGGCAGAGCUACCAGAUGCUGCCUCUGUCUUCAGAGGAUUACAGCGUCCACAAAUCUGUCGCAUUUUUCAAGCAGCUCAAUGCUCUGUAUUUUGAGUCGGCUCGUCUUGCGCUCUACCAAUAUAUCUCUUUCCGGAUUCAUCGCAAUCAGAGACCAGAUGAUUGGCCGGACCUAAUGGACGCAGUCUCCGCAAUACACGACGUGGUAAAGCGGUUUGUGGCAGAUGGAACAGCCAGCCACUUACCAAUCAGUGCGGUAGCUUAUACCGCGCUCCCCCAAAUGGUCUUGAAUCUGAACUUUCGGCUGUCGAACGAUGCAGUGACCCGCCGCCGUCAGGAGCUCGUUCUCCGCAACUACAUGGAGCUGAACCGCCAAUAUGGACUGCGGUACGACGUCGCCCACGUCAGUGUCUGGGUGAAUCGAAUCGUCCGGCUGUUCGAAGUUUCUUUAUCCCCCAUCAAGCCACAACUUGCCGACCUGGCUCGACAAGAGAGAGUCUUUCCGGGCAAAGACUGCCUAUAUUUGCUCAAACUAGAACCCGAGUUGUACUUCAAGAUUGCCGGAAUGAUGGACGCUUCCAUGGCGACUGGGCAAUUGGCGCUUGAGUUCUCCGAGUCCAAUUUCGACUCUCCGGAUCUGGCCAUGUCACUUUUUCAAAAUGAAUGUCAGCGAGCUGCCGAUUCGCCGCUAGCGAUGCUGAGUGAGCCAUCGGGGGUGAUUCAGUCUAUUGAGGAUGACGGGGCUGAGAUAGAAUGCGACUCAACAUCGAUUGACUUGAGCUCGAUUGAGCUUCUGUCCAGGGGGUUGGGACUUUUUGGAGAGUAG